This is a messenger RNA of Microtus ochrogaster (prairie vole), 970 nucleotides long. It is a transcript of the gene Chmp2a, whose product is annotated as charged multivesicular body protein 2A. Gene Ontology annotation, biological process: vacuolar transport. The record is from RefSeq and is a predicted model, not a curated record. NCBI's taxonomy places the organism in Eukaryota, Metazoa, Chordata, Mammalia, Rodentia, Cricetidae.
GACGUCAGGCCGUUUAAUCCGGAAACGGCGGCGACGGCAGAAGCUACCGAACCGAGGGGCUGUCGUUGGUGGGGACACAAGGCUUUGCAGAGUAAGGGGCGUGACCCGGAAGCGGAAGCCCAUCGCGCUCUCGGCUCCGCUAGGUCUGAAGUCUGACCCAAUCAUACUGGUGGAGUCCUACCACUAUGGACCUGUUGUUUGGGCGCCGGAAGACGCCAGAGGAACUCCUUCGUCAAAACCAGAGGGCCCUGAACCGAGCCAUGAGGGAGCUGGACAGGGAGCGGCAGAAGCUAGAAACCCAGGAAAAGAAAAUCAUUGCGGAUAUCAAAAAGAUGGCAAAGCAAGGCCAGAUGGAUGCUGUUCGAAUCAUGGCAAAAGACCUAGUGCGAACCCGACGAUAUGUACGCAAGUUUGUGUUGAUGCGGGCCAACAUCCAGGCUGUGUCCCUCAAGAUACAGACUCUAAAAUCCAACAACUCAAUGGCACAAGCCAUGAAGGGUGUUACUAAGGCCAUGGGCACCAUGAACAGACAGCUGAAAUUACCCCAGAUUCAGAAGAUCAUGAUGGAGUUUGAACGGCAGGCAGAGAUCAUGGACAUGAAGGAAGAGAUGAUGAAUGAUGCCAUCGAUGAUGCCAUGGGUGAUGAGGAAGAUGAAGAGGAGAGUGAUGCUGUUGUGUCCCAGGUCCUGGAUGAGCUAGGACUGAGCCUCACAGAUGAGCUAUCAAACCUCCCCUCCACUGGUGGCUCACUCAGUGUGGCUGCUGGUGGGAAGAAAGCAGAGGCCACAGCCUCAGCCCUGGCUGAUGCUGAUGCAGACCUGGAAGAGAGGCUCAAGAACCUUCGCAGGGACUGAACAAUUCUCCAAAUGAUGGACUCUACUCUCAGGGUCUUUACCCUGUGCCCCUCUGAAAUAAAAGAAAUUUGGACAUAAUUUCCCAAGGCUGUGAGUUUCCCCAUAUAAUAAAACAU